This is a messenger RNA of Drosophila willistoni, 2350 nucleotides long. RefSeq names its product neutral ceramidase (gene CDase). Bases 124 to 2235 code for a protein of 703 amino acids. The record is from RefSeq and is a predicted model, not a curated record. Gene Ontology annotation, molecular function: N-acylsphingosine amidohydrolase activity. Gene Ontology annotation, cellular component: extracellular region. The transcript is spliced from 6 exons. Lineage: Eukaryota; Metazoa; Arthropoda; Insecta; Diptera; Drosophilidae. Gene Ontology annotation, biological process: long-chain fatty acid biosynthetic process; sphingosine biosynthetic process; ceramide catabolic process.
GCCAGCUUGGGCGCAUAGCGGGCGUCAUUUAAACCACACACAAAAAUCAAAUCACUAGCUCGAUUCGGUCUCGUCGUCGUCGUCGUGUUUGCCCAUGGAACAAUAUCAAAGUCCAGCCUGACUAUGGCCAAUGCAAAUAUCAUCCUCUCUUUGGUCAUCCUCGGCAGUCUUUGUAGUCUGGCUAAUGCCGUCUAUAAAGUGGGCGUUGGGCGUGCCGAUAUAACCGGGCCACCAGUGGAAAUCAAUUUUAUGGGCUAUGCUAAUAUCAAACAAGUGGGAGAGGGUCUACAUACUCGAGUCUUUGCCCGCGCUUUUGUGGUGGAGGAUGAGAAGGGCAAUCGUGUGGCUUUUGUCAGUGCCGAUUGUGGCAUGAUGGGUUAUGGCCUGAAGCGGGAGGUGAUUAAGCGUCUGCAGGCGCGUUAUGGCAACAUUUAUCACACGGACAAUGUGGCCAUUAGUGGCACUCAUACGCACGGUGCUCCUGGAGGAUUCCUGAUGCAUCUGCUUUACGAUAUUUCCAUAUUGGGAUUUGUGCCACAAACCUUUGAGGUGAUGGCUCAGGGCUUGUACUUGAGUAUUAAACGUGCCACGGAUAACAUGGUGGAUGGACGCAUCUUCUUGGCCACGACCACAGUGCUGAAUGCCAAUAUCAAUCGUUCGCCCACAUCUUAUCUCCGCAAUCCCGAGGAGGAACGAGCUCAGUAUGAGCAUGAUGUGGACAAGACUCUGACCCAGCUCCGCUUCGUCGAUACGCAGAAUAAUCUGCUGGGUGCCUUCAAUUGGUUUGCCGUGCAUGCCACAUCCAUGAAUAACACCAACAAACUGGUGACCAGCGACAAUGUGGGAUAUGCUGCUCUUCUUCUGGAGAAGGAGUACAACCCGAAUAAGAUGCCGGGCAAGGGUAAAUUCGUGGGAUCAUUCUGCUCUUCCAAUUUGGGUGAUGUCUCACCCAAUAUUAUGGGCCCCAAGUGUUCCAUUUCUGGCAAUGAGUGUGAUUUACUGAGUUCAACUUGUCCCUCUGGAGAGGGAGAGUGCUUUGCCUCUGGUCCCGGUCGUGAUAUGGUAGAGAGUACCCAGAUUAUUGGUCAGCGUCUUGCCGAGGCAGCUCUCAAUCUGCUGAAUGAGCAAAGUCAGGAAUCGACGGCACGCGAAGUCACUGGAGAUGUGCGAUUCAUUCAUCAGUUUGUGGACAUGCCCAACUAUAAUGGCAGCGCCUAUAACCCAUUGAGUCGCAAACUGGAUAAGAUUCGUGGCUGUCAACCAGCUAUGGGUUAUAGUUUCGCUGCUGGCACUACAGACGGACCGGGAGCCUUUAGUUUUGAGCAGGGCACUACGACGGAUAAUGCCAUGUGGAAUUUCGUAAGAGAUUUCAUAGUUCCACCCACUCAGGAGGAUGUUAAAUGCCAUGAACCGAAGCCCAUAUUGCUGGCCACUGGACGGGCAACAUUCCCCUAUGAAUGGCAACCCAAAAUUGUGUCUGAUCAGCUGCUGAAGAUUGGUGAUGUUAUCAUAGCUGCGGUGCCCUGUGAAUUUACCACCAUGGCCGGACGACGAUUGCGUAAUCAGAUCCGAGCAGCUGCCUCAGCAUCUGGAGGAAUCGAACCAACAGUCAUUAUUGCUGGAUUGACAAACAUCUACACCAGCUACACAGUCACACCAGAGGAAUAUCAGGCCCAGAGAUACGAGGCUGCCUCUACCAUCUUUGGCCCACAUACUCACUCCAUCUACAUGGAUGUUUUCGAGCGUUUAACCAAAGCCAUGAUGAGGAAUGAAACAGUCGAUGCUGGUCCCAGUCCGCCCUAUAUGAACGAUGUGAUGUUGUCUCUGAACACAGGAGUCCUUUUCGAUGGCCAUCCCAUUGGCACAGAUUUCGGUUAUGUAAAGACACAACCAAACAAGGAAUAUGGCAUCAAUGAGACUGUCCAUGUCUCCUACAUUUCUGGCAAUCCACGCAACAAUCUGUUCACAGAGAAAACUUACUUUACCAUUGAACGCAAGAUCAAUGAAGAUCGCUGGAAGGUCACCUACACAGAUGCCAGCUGGGAGACAAAAAUGAUCUGGCAUCGUACAAAUAUCAUCCUUGGAUUCAGUGAGGUGUCAAUCUAUUGGAACAUUAGUCCACAGACCUUGCCCGGAGAGUAUCGCAUACGACACUCCGGGGAAUAUAAAUAUAUACUGGGUGGCAAAUAUCCCUACGAGGGACUAACACAGUCGUUCAUUGUCAAGGAGGACUAGGAGGUGUAUUUAAAAGAUUCCUAAACUAAAUCAUGAAAGACACACUAAAUUCAUGUAUUUAUUUACCAUUUAUGAAGAUGAAAAGCUUUAUUUUUGCAAAUACAAAUUAAACUGA